UGUGUGUGUGUGUGUGUGCACGUACACUACCCCUCCUACACAGAGGAUGUAGGGGGCGAGGCCAGGCUGGACUGUAUAAGGGCUGUGAGAGGCAGAGAGCAGAUAUCCAAACCUCCCAAACACACCUGCAGUCCACCACUACCACACAGACUUUUUUCCUCCAGCUGCUUGGCCACACCAGUUUAGCUGAUACAAUGGCAGAUGGAAGCUUUCAAAAGGAGUUCCUCACCACGCACAACACCUACAGGCAGAUGCACCAGAGCCCCCCGCUGACCCUGAGCAAAGACCUCAACGAGUCAGCCCAGAGUUGGGCCAAUCACCUGCUGGACAGUGGGAACAUGGAACACAGCAGUACCAGCGAUGGAGAGAACAUAUAUUGCAUGUCCAGCUCUGCAACGAUCAACCUGACAGGGAAGGAGGCUGUUGAAAGCUGGUACGGCGAGGUGAAGGAUUAUGAAUACAACAGCCCUGGGUUCAAAGGCAACACAGGCCACUUCACCCAGGUGGUGUGGAAGGAGACUACGGAGGUGGGCGUGGGUCUGGCUACAGACGGCAAGAGGGUGUUUGUGGUGGCUCAAUACAGACCUGCUGGUAACAUGAACGUCCCUGCAUACUUUGAAAGAAACGUACUUCCACAAGCUGGUGGGGGAGGCUCCAGCGGAACAGACAGCCAUGGAGGAAAAAACGACUGCACACUGCUGUAAACCCCCGCAAGGAGAAAAACGACUGCACACUGCUGUAAACCCCCGCAAGGAGAAAAACGACUGCACACUGCUGUAAACCCCCGCAAGGAGAAAAACGCCUGUAUUAGAAACAUGCUGUAGAACCCAGACAUUAAAGACCUGUGUUGGGACCUGGCUGUAGAACCCUGAUAAUUAAAAAUGAAACCGUUUCCGUGCAAUAAAGAAUGCUACAUAAAUAAUUGUAGUUUGCAC
Molecule: messenger RNA, 935 nt
Organism: Gadus chalcogrammus (walleye pollock)
Lineage: Eukaryota; Metazoa; Chordata; Actinopteri; Gadiformes; Gadidae
Product: Golgi-associated plant pathogenesis-related protein 1-like
Exons: 6
Coding region: 195-704 (169 amino acids)
Cellular component (GO): extracellular region
Source: RefSeq, a predicted model, not a curated record